Messenger RNA from Cuscuta campestris, 1663 nucleotides. The record is from the annotation of a GenBank genome assembly. Lineage: Eukaryota; Viridiplantae; Streptophyta; Magnoliopsida; Solanales; Convolvulaceae.
AUUUUCGCCCUUCCAUUCUGGGAUCUUCCUUCUUCUUCCCCCAAACGAGAUCUAAGGCGAUCGUAUCCCCUCCUCCGAUCGUCCCUCUUCUCGAGACCCACCCAGCAUCGCCCCCAGAAAAAUCGGCAGCCUGUUGUAGAAACAAUUAAGAGAAGCGAUGCACUUCAUGUAUUCAGUUGCGAUAGCUUGGGCUGUUGCAAUGUGGGGCAGGGCCAUUUACCUAAAAACAAUUUGCUCUGCUGCAGCCUCCGGCUGCUCGCCGAACGAUCCUUCUCCAUCUCCCACGAUCGCUAGCGAUGAACGCGCGGGCACCGUCACCGAUGCAUCAGAGAAUGAAGAAGCCUCCGGCGAUUCCGAUGAAGACUACUCUGAUUCUGAUAUUAAAGAGUCGCCAAUCAAGGAUGCACUGCAGCAAAUUGUUCCAUCCAGAUCCAAUUUGGCUGGAAAUGCCGACUGUACCACCCUUUACGUCUUUGGCUUGAUAGGCCGAGAUCGUGUCUCUGGUAGAAUGCGUUGCAAUUGCCACGUGGUCUAUAUAAAAGAAGACUUCACUCUUGAGCUUGCGAAUGAUGCGCUUCCUGUGCUAGAGAUGCUUGAUCCUGUUUCGAAUUUUAUGACGGCGAUCCUUGGCACCAGCUUAUUUGUCGCCGGUGGUUGGUGGCCGAAGGGUCGUUCUCUUGACCCCCGUGCUGCAGCUUCUAGAUGGGUUUAUAGCAUCGACACACAUAACCCAGGAGAUGGGUGGCAGAGGAGUACUUUCCUCACGCCCCGACUUUGCCCUCGCCUUGUCGUGUCCGGGGGCUCACUUUAUGCUUUUGGAUACGGUGGGGAGCCCGAGGAAUAUGGGGAGAAGAGUAGCCAUCACAAUUGGGCAGAGGUGUAUGAUGGCGAAAGAAGGGAAUGGAGUUAUGUGAAGGUGAACUAUGAUUCGAGUACAUGUGCACUGCCCAGUGAUGUAUACGGAGAUGUUAUGGAUGCGGAAGGGAAUCUUUUCUUAUUUGGGUGGAAGGGCAUUGUGAUGUGUCGCUAUGUCAGUCGUGGUGAAUGCAACAUCACACUCCUUCAGACAUGUAAUAAGAUCACGCACCAUCCAACACUCAUUGGCCGUUGUGUGUAUACACUUGGUGCUUCACCAACUGUUGUUUAUUGCCAUGACGUUAAGACACUGACGUGCUAUUCCGUUGAAUUGGGCAAACAUUUUGAUCUCGGCAAAAGAUCCAUAGAAGAGCUCUUAUAUUUCUCAUUCAGGUGUGUAAGUGGUUGCAAUCUCAUUCCUGUAGCUGAUGAUGGGUUGUAUGCGAUCGAACUCUAUGGGCGCUUUAAUAUUCUCACUUCAAAGGAUUGCAGUUACUCCCUCUGUUGCAAGAAAUACAUCUUUCAAGGACCUUCUGUUCAGAUUUCGAAAUCCACACUUCUCCCUGACGUUAAAUUCUCCUCCAUUAAGAAAUGCAUGAUUGUCCGUAAAGAUGGUCGUUUUGCUGUAGCUUGAUUAACAAGAUUGGGAGCCCCCCCUUUUUUUUGUGAUGCUAUGGUGCUGCUUUGAAAGCAAAGCUGGUGAAGAGGAUAAGAGGGAUUUGAUGUCUUUGGGUAAGCACCGUAGCAGUGCCAACUUUUUUGCUUAUUGUGUCCAAACAUUAGUAAAACAUAAAGCUAUUGGGAAUUG